Messenger RNA from Nematostella vectensis (starlet sea anemone), 1739 nucleotides. RefSeq lists its product as uncharacterized. Bases 640 to 1167 code for a protein of 175 amino acids. Gene Ontology annotation, biological process: negative regulation of insulin receptor signaling pathway; regulation of cell population proliferation; regulation of mitochondrial membrane potential. NCBI's taxonomy places the organism in Eukaryota, Metazoa, Cnidaria, Anthozoa, Actiniaria, Edwardsiidae. The transcript has a single exon. The record is from RefSeq and is a predicted model, not a curated record.
AAAUUCAAUUACUUGAAAGUAGGUAAUUAAACCCGGGCAAAUCUCGAACUAAAUACAUGUAAUAGAUGAAAAGUCUUUGUUAUUCAUUUUAAACGUCGUGAAGGCUUGAUGCUCAUGCUGAUAUUAUAGCUUUUAUAUUCCGCCUUCAGGGCGAGAAGUCUGAUAUACAAGGUCAUGUUUUCGCCUGUGACUCAUAAAACUCCUUUCAAUCCACCCAAAUAACAAUUAGAAUGUUGGAACUGGCCGGAAGAGGUUGAUGUGAAAUCUCCAAUCUACGUAAAGCUAUUCGACAUCUCGAAUGUUUUCACACGGCCUUCGAGGUGAGCGAUUACUCGGCAGGUAAUCAAAUGUCUUUAGAACGUUCUGGUGAAUGCCCCUGUUGUCAGAAUACGUCUUUGAACCGAGUGAUCGCGCUUCACUGAUCAGUCGGCUUUGCAUGACAAUUCGCGAACUCCCAAGCGGUUUAGCGAAUGCUAUUCAAGAUUUGUUCAGCCUAGCGAGACAUUAUCACAACCAGAGCUUCACAAACUAAGUACCUCAACACGCAGCUAUAAACGUUUUACGGUCAAGAACCCCUUUUUUCUGGCCACGUCCAUUAAGGAAGUAUUUUUCUAGACCUUAGGUGAAGACCUACUCAUUAUGCCUGAAGAAGGGUCUGAGAAUCUUUAUGAGUGCAUGUCUAAAUAUUUAGGCAGUGCCGAUGCGCCUCAUCCGAAAAUCGGAACCUUGGAAAAUGCAGCUAAGAUUUACCAAAAAGGAUGCUACGAGAUGAUAGCUCGCAGGUGCUGUGAAGUGAGAAUCUCGGCGGAGUGCAUCGUUAUAGAUAACGGACCGACGGACAGGCGAACCUUUCAGAUCAAGAAAACCCUGUUUUGCGCAACUUACAAGAAAAUUCCAAAAGUUGUUGUUUUCAAUUACAUGAACGGAAGCAUGGAAAAUGGAAUACAGUGUCAUGCGAUUUUUACGAGCUCAAUCACAGAGGCUCAGGAUUUUGUCAAGGCAGUGACCACAGCUUUUAGCCAAGCUUACAGUAUGGACUUGGAUGGCAAAGAGAUACAUACGAAAACUCCGUCCAAGGGUAAACAAGCGGCUAAGAAACAUGGCCUCUGGAGCGAGAGAAUCACAGACAUUUUCGGGACUGUUACCCAGUGUGUGGGGAAAGAGUAAAACACUUGAAUAUAACGAAUCAUUGCGAAAGGUCGACAAGAACAGGAACUCUCUGGAGGUUGCAUUUUGACAAAAAGACAAUGCAAUCAAGAUUGAGAACAAAAAAACAAAAACAAAAGAGAAUUUAAUUCAAAGAAGACUCGGCCUUUGACCAAGCAGGGAACCCGUUGAGGACUUCAACAGAAGUAAAAUUGUUGUUUAAAUAGACGAUAAGGUGUAAUGAAAUGCUGAAAAAUACUUCCUGGGUGCCUAUGGUACCCAGUGUAUGUGUUGUUAUGUAAAAAAAUAACUAAAGAAAUUUGCCGAUGGCUCCUUGAUAUGCUUAUUUUUCUUCUAAAAUGAAAAAAAAAUUCCAUUUCAAGGAAGUUGUAAUAGAAUAGUCUUCUGUGAAGAAUUCCAAAGCUUUUUUUUUUCAUGACGAUGAUAUGUGCAUAUAUUGAAACUCUUUGCACGCAUCGCUAACAUCCUGAAGUUAUCUUGGGCUGCAGCACGAACUGCGCAGUUACUUUAAUUAGCAUCUAUUUGCAUGUGAAUAGAAUAUUGUAAAUAAAUAAAGUUCAUAUUUGAUCAUA